AUGCUACGCAACCUUAACCCGAACGACUACGACCUAGCGAUUAUCCAAGAACCAUACAUCAACCCGGUCAAUCUGGCCCCAAGUUCCUCCCGAUGGGACAUAGUCUACCCAUCGACGCACGGCGACAAUGGAGCGGAACGUACUAACUCAAUUAUUCUAGUGAACAAACGCCUUUCAAAAAACACCUGGAAGAACGUCCCUUUCAAGAACAGCAAUGUAACCGCAAUCGAACUCAAAGGUAACACAGGUAAUAUUCUAAUCUAUAACGUAUAC
Molecule: messenger RNA, 273 nt
Organism: Suillus clintonianus
Lineage: Eukaryota; Fungi; Basidiomycota; Agaricomycetes; Boletales; Suillaceae
Exons: 1
Source: RefSeq, a predicted model, not a curated record